Molecule: messenger RNA, 1011 nt
Organism: Ostreococcus lucimarinus CCE9901
Lineage: Eukaryota; Viridiplantae; Chlorophyta; Mamiellophyceae; Mamiellales; Bathycoccaceae
Exons: 2
Coding region: 1-1011 (336 amino acids)
Biological process (GO): fructose 1,6-bisphosphate metabolic process; glycolytic process
Cellular component (GO): cytosol
Molecular function (GO): fructose-bisphosphate aldolase activity
Source: RefSeq, a predicted model, not a curated record
AUGACCAAGCCGGGUAAGGGUAUCCUCGCCAUGGACGAGUCCAACGCCACGUGCGGUACCCGACUCGAAGGCGUCGGGGUCGAAAACACCGAAGAAAACCGCCGCCGCUACCGCGAGUUGCUCAUCAGCACCAAGGGUAUGGGCGAAUACGUCGGCGGUGCGAUUCUCUUCGAAGAAACCUUGUACCAAUCUUGCAAGGAUGGCACCUCGUUCGUCGACGCGCUCCGCAAGGAAGGCAUGUACCCGGGUAUCAAGGUUGACAAGGGCCUCCGGCCGCUCGCCAACUCCAACGGCGAGUCUUGGUGCCAAGGUCUCGACGGCCUCGCCGAACGCGCGGCUGAGUACUACAAGCAAGGCGCGCGCUUCUGCAAGUGGCGCUCCGUCGUCUCCAUCCCGGCCGGUCCGUCCAAGAUCGCCGUGACGGACUGCGCUUACGGCCUCGCCCGCUACGCGGCCAUCUGCCAAAACGCCGGUCUCGUCCCGAUCGUCGAACCGGAGAUCCUCCUCGACGGUGACCACGACAUCGACCGCAACUUCGAAGUCGCCUCCAUGGUUUGGGCGGAGACCUUCAAGUACUUGGCCGACAACAACGUCAAGUUCGACCGCAUGCUCUUGAAGCCGUCCAUGGUUGCCCCGGGCGCCGACUGCACGAAGAAGUCCAACGCCAAGGAAGUCGCCGCGUACACCUUGAAGAUGCUCAACUCCCGAGUCCCGCCGGAAACCGCGGGCAUCAUGUUCUUGUCCGGUGGCUUGUCCGAGUUGGACUCCACCAUGUACUUGAACGCCAUGAACCAGCAACCGAACCCGUGGCACGUGUCUUUCUCGUACGCGCGGGCUCUUCAAAACUCGGUUAUUAAAACGUGGGCGGGCGAUGAUUCUCGAACCGCGGAAGCGCAAGAAAUCCUUCUCCGCCGCGCUCGCGAGAACUCUGAAGCGCAACGCGGCGUCUUCGACGUGACGAAGUCGCAGACGGAAGGUUCUUCGAUGUAUGAGAAGGGCUACGUGUACUAA